Messenger RNA from Dermatophagoides farinae (American house dust mite), 2536 nucleotides. RefSeq names its product sorting nexin 17 (gene Snx17). Lineage: Eukaryota; Metazoa; Arthropoda; Arachnida; Sarcoptiformes; Pyroglyphidae. The record is from RefSeq and is a predicted model, not a curated record. Gene Ontology annotation, molecular function: phosphatidylinositol binding. Gene Ontology annotation, biological process: endocytic recycling; intracellular protein transport. Gene Ontology annotation, cellular component: early endosome.
AAAAUGUUUAGUUGGGUAUUUCCGGAUGUAAACGAUAGAUGGCAAUAAAUAUCGUUGUUUCACAGAACAAUAAACAUCAGGCCGAAGAUCAUUGACUUCAUGUGGUUGAUUAUUUGUUUUUUUGGCCAGGUUUAUUUAACACGCUUCAAAUAGGAAUUCCUGAUCAUUCUUUUUUGUAAAUUCUUCAAACACGAUACUUCGGUGUCUGAAUUCUUCAUUCAUCAUUAGCCAUCUGUUUUUUUGUACGCUCAAUACACUUGAUUGAUUACUUAUAUGAAUUAUCAUCGCGACAAUUCGUCGUUGUAUGAAGAAAUGUACAAGGUGUGUGUAAUUUAUUUUAAAUUCAAGCCGAUGAGUAAUCCUAUCUAAUUGCAUAGUGUAUCAUUACCAAUCAAACGCAAUCUUAACCAGAGAAAAAAACAUUGUUUGCUUGAAAUGAAUGAGGAAAAAAAUUAAUGAUUUGUGUGUGUAAGAAGCAAAUGUGAAAACUGAUCCGAUGCCAUUUCUUCAAACGAUUAAUUCAUCAAAAAAAGAGAAUGUUGCAUGGCAACUAUCACCGUGUGUGUGUGUGUGUGUGUGUAUAAUUUAGUGUGAGAACAUACAUUUUGGCCAUCAUUUUUACACUUUUAUUAUUUCACAGAUUUUAUUUGUGAUUGAUAUCUUCACUUCUAAAUUUGUAAAUGUUUAAUUCACCAUGAAAAGUUAUCCCGUGAUGUUUUGAGUCCAUAUCAUUGUCAACAAACAAAUAAAUGAAUGACAACACCUUGACGACAAUGAUUCAAUCGAAUUCAUUGAUUCUAUUUGUACUCGAUUGGAGAAGAUUCCAUUUAAUAAAUGAGAAACAAAUACAGCAAAAGUAAUCAACAAAUUCUUUAUUUUAAUCGCAUAAUAAAUCAGACAAAAUAUCACAAAUACAAAAAUGCAUUUUUCAAUUCCUGAAACCAAAGAAAUCAAAAAUGGUUUCAAAACAUUUAUUACGUAUUUAAUUUAUAUAAAUGGAUCAUUCCAUUGUUCACUGCGAUAUCGACAACUUUAUCAUUUUCAUAUUCAGCUCAAAAAAGCUUUUGGUGCCAAUUCUUUAUCAGAUUUUCCGCCUAAAAAAUUUCUUCCAUUAAAUUCAUUACAAAUCGAAGAAAGACGUUCACAGCUAGAAAAAUAUAUCCAAAUCGUAAGCCAAGAUUCUCAAAUCAUCAACAGCGACAUUUUCAAUGGUUUUCUAUUGGCAGCUCAACAAGAAUCGCUUAAUGAUAUCGUAGGCAACGAUAGUAUUGAUGUUUAUCAGCUAGAUUGGCAGCCAGUACGAUUGAUGACCAAUGGACAAGAGAAUAGUGAAAAUUUAUUGAAAAAAAUUUGUCAAACCAUUGGAAUGAAUGCAAAAUAUGUACCAUAUUUUGCAUUAUAUCUUGUUGAACGUUUCGUCCGUGAUGAUAUUGUUACAAAUUUUCGUAUGAUACGACGAUUACAAAAUUUCGAAUCACCUUUAUUGACAUUACGAACAAUGAUGAACAAAGCAGCUGAUAAUCAUAAUAAAUUUGUGAUCAUCAUACGUAAAUCAUAUUUUGACAUUCAAUUCGAUCAAGAUUUAUUCGACGAUGCGAUUGCAUUGAAUUGUAUCUAUUUACAAGCUGUACAUGAUAUCGAGAAUGGACAUAUCAUUUGUAAUAAUGCGGAUACCUUGAAACGGUUGAAUCAUUUGAAAAUGAAUGCAAAUAAAUUGGAGUAUAUUCAGUUGUCUAGAUUGCAAAAAUUUUAUGGCUAUCUCCAUUUUGAACCAUGUCUUUGUGAUCUACCUUCAUUAACGCCAAAAACUAGUGUAACAAUGUUUGCCGGAAAUCAAGAGCUUAUAAUUCGUGCCAAUGAUACCGAUCAAGAAUACAGUUUCCGUGUUAUUCGAAUUAAAUGUUGGCGUUUGACCACUUCAAAUAAUCAUCGAAAUGAUUCGUUAACGGAAAAUGAAUCACAAGAUCAUCCGAAAGAAGAAAAAGGAAGAUUCGAACUUUCGUUUGAAUAUCUGAUAAAUAAAGGUACUUUACAAUGGAUUACCAUCUAUAGUUCUCAGGCUGUAUUGAUCAGUUAUUGUCUACAAAGUAUGGUCGAAGAAAUGCUACUAAAACGUGAAGGAAAAAAAUUCCGUUCCGAAGGUUUGGCUAUACGCUAUAAUACUAGUCCAAAUUCAAGAUUAGCUAAUCAAAACCAAAUGGAUCAAAUGAAUAUCAAUACUAAUGGUGGUGGUGUUAACAUAGCGAAUGAUAGUGGUUUCGAAUGGAAUUAUUGUAAACAAGAUGGAUCACAAUUUCCAUUAUCCACUUCAUCUUCGACAACAACAUUGACAAGUGAAAAGAGUCAGAAUAGUGAAAAAAGCAUGAAUGAUACAACUGAACAACAACAACAGCUAAAACUUAAUGGAAUAACCGAUCCAUUAUCACAACGAUUUCAGGAGAUAUCAUUGGUCGAAAAUGAUGUUUUCGAUGAAAUUGGAGACGAUGAUCUGUAAAAAAACACUGAAUUUAAAUGAAAAAAUUUUUUAUUUGUAAAA